AUGUUGAUGUUCGCCAAGCCAACUUUGCCAUUUCCCCACGGUGGUGCUUUGCACUUAUGCACCCCCAAAAGAAAAAGGCAUCUUGUUUUCAUUGCCCAUGUAAGAGGUCAUCAGGUAAGGAAGCAGUAUAAAACUGUCAUCUGGUCGGUGGGAAUCCUGGAGAAGGUUAUAUUACGCUGGAGACGCAAGGGUAGUGGUCUACGUGGGUUUCGACCAGAAUCCCUUAAUAAAGCCCCCAGUCAACCAAAUGAUUCUUCGAAAGAGGAUGAUUAUGAUUUUCUAAAGGAAGGACGAAAACAAAAAGAGGAAAAGAUCCAAAAGGCUCUUUCUAGGGUGAAGUCCAUGGUCCAGUAUCCGGAGGCACGGGCUCAAUACCGGCGCGUGCUAAAUGUUGUCGAAGACUUCCGUCAAAAGAAGGAUUCUAAUAUGGGUUUGAUCAGUUCUGAAGAGACUGUUGAUGGUGUAGAGGAUUUGAUCGAUAUUGAUAUGCUUUUAGAUGAUGAUAAUUUCAUUCCCAUAGCAUUUGAUUGA
Messenger RNA from Vicia faba (fava bean), 531 nucleotides. NCBI's taxonomy places the organism in Eukaryota, Viridiplantae, Streptophyta, Magnoliopsida, Fabales, Fabaceae. The record is from the annotation of a GenBank genome assembly.